This is a messenger RNA of Lepisosteus oculatus (spotted gar), 3352 nucleotides long. NCBI's taxonomy places the organism in Eukaryota, Metazoa, Chordata, Actinopteri, Semionotiformes, Lepisosteidae. The record is from RefSeq and is a predicted model, not a curated record.
AUUAUUAUGCCUACUUGGAUCUUCCACAAUUUUAAGAGCUGGAAAUCCUACAGUACAAAGUAUGACUUCCUACAACGUUCAGAACUAAUCUACAUGUACUCAGGUUUCACUGUUUUGUUUUGGCUCGGCUUAAAACAACAUGUGAAAGAUUUCGUAGGGAGGAAAAAAAAGGCAAAGUUUGCAAGCCAUUUUACUGUUAAGGUUAUUAAGCUCAAUUUUUUAAAAUUACUGAAUAGGACUACGAAAAACAUGCUUCCUUUUUCUUACUAGUGUUUAAUGUAAUACAGUUUAUAGGGUGAUCUUCUCUUGUGGUAUACCACAGAAGGAAUGCGAAUCGCAAUUACGUUCAUAUGAAGUGCUCCGGGUAGAGUUGUCUUGGCAGCAGCUGGGCUGGAGUGAGAUGUACUGCGGCUAGCCAGUUCAAGGCUGGAAAACUGCUCAUCUCUGGGCUCCAACAUGCUGGGAAAGGACUACAUGCUGGCUAUCAUCAUAGUCAACUAUGAUGAUAACAUUUGGAAUGACCAGAAUUUGGAGCCGGACUCGGAUCUCCCACCAGGCUGGAGGACAAUCAGGGACAGUACUGGCACCUAUUACUGGCACGUGCCAACUGGCACCACUCAAUGGCAUCACCCAUCCUGCAGCUCUGAUGGAGACCAGACUGCAGUCAGUGGAUUUGCAACCACAGGAUAUGAGGGAUUCCAUCCUGAUGGAUCAAGACAAUCUAGAGGAAGACAGAUUGAGAGCCCCAUGGCCUCCAUAACCAACAGGAGCUCACUUCCUUGGCAAGAGGAAGAUUAUUUCCAAACCAAUAGUGACCCUGACUCUAAGUGCUUCGCUGUGCGCUCACUAGGCUGGGUGGAGAUCCCUGAGGAGGACCUAGCUCCAGGCAAGAGCAGCAUAGCUGUCAAUAACUGCAUUCAGCAGCUGUCUCACAGUAAGUGUGAGGGCCGGGAUGCUGUAGGAGCCUGGGGGGAGGGCCAGGACAUGGUAAUGAUUCUGAAGAAGGACACUCUUAGUCUGGUUGACCCAGUAGACCACAGCCUGAUCCACUGUCAACCCAUUAUUAAUAUCCGAGUAUGGGGGGUAGGCUGUAACAAUGGCAGAGACAGAGACUUUGCCUUUGUAGCCAGUGACAAAGACACCUGCAUGCUGAAGUGCCAUGUGUUUCGCUGCGAUGUUCCUGCCAAGGCUAUUGCCACAGCUCUCCAUGACAUGUGCUCCAAGAUCAUGGCUGAACGCGCAUCGAUGCACCCCUCUAUGACCAGGUCUCUCACCAUGGAAAGUAUCUCCCCAGAGGACUUACCACUGCAAGUAGAUUUCCUGGAUGCAGUGAGACUGAGUGUACAGAAAUUUCAGGUACUGUACAUUGGACACCAGCCUGUCCCCAGAGCUAUGGGGAUGGAAGUGCUGAACAGAGCAAUUGAAAAUGUCACAAAUUCAGUUGACAGAGAUGAAUGGGAGCCCAUUACCAUCCAUGUGUCUGACACUCUUUUGUCACUGUGGAAAGGAGAGGACGGUGACGACCCGUUUUGGGAAUGCCAGGUGAGGUAUUUGACCUUCCUUGGUGUGGGGCACGACACUCACACAUUUGCAGUCAUCAUGGAUGCAGGGCGCCAGCGUUUCGAGUGUCACGUGUUCUGGUGCGAGCCUGAUGCUGGAAGCGUGUCCGAAGCAGUGCAGGCGGCUUGCAUGGUUCAAUAUCAGAAAUGUUUGGUGGCUCAGACCCCACCUUUGAAAUCAAAAAUGUCUCGAGCCAGCACCAAGGUGAAGCGUGCCACCUCCAUGGACAGUUCGUCCUUUGCCCCCCGUCGCCGUGGGAACUCCCCACCAAAGUUUGGGGCCUCUAGCAUGAAGAAGGGGGUGCUGGCCUUCUUUGAGACCUUGAGAAACAAGCAGUCAGCAGUACCUAUGCCCUAGCCGCUGUGGAGAACAGAGAGAGAGCAGAGACAGACAUGUCCUGCCUUUGUCUUUAAAGUCGGAAAAGUCCAGAACAGAAUGGGAUUUUAAUCCUCCUACAGGUGAUAGCCUCAUCCACAGGAAAUGCACCGAGCACAGGGACUCAUUUUGCCUGCUUUUAAUGGGACUGUCAGUUUUAUUGUCUCUAAAACGAUUUACAUAUCUUUACAGGGCACAUUUCAGGUGCAAUUUUAAUAUGAAAAAAAAAUCAAGGUGCUGUUUUUUCACAUUCCAUACUUCUCCUUCAGUGGCUCCAAAUGCUAAGUAUGAAAAAAAAAUACAAAAUGAUACUUUAAAGGUGAGUUAACAUGAGAAAGAAACAGGUGUAUAAAUCAUCACUGAUGAGCGGGAUGACUUUAGGUGAAGUGUGGAAUAUAAGAGACUGCUUAAUGCAACUCCAUUCCCCACAUAAAAUCUAUAUAUAAUUAAUAAUCUGUCAAAUCAGUGGAUAUGAAAAAUACUCUUUAUUUUUGCAUAGUAAAGGUUAUAGAAAGUGUUUACACUAAAACAUAAUUCAUCUGAAUCUCUGUAUUGCUGUUGUGCUUCGACACUUUUCUUGACGUUUACUGAAGGACAAGAACGUCUCCCAACCCAGAAUUUGUUUACCUUUUUGUGAAAAUUAUAUCUGGCAUUAAAUAGGUAUACAACUGACCAUUGCAAUACAAAUAAUCAUUAGAGUAAAGUGGGGAUCUAUUUCAACCGAGGUUAGUGGACAACCCUAGUAGGGUUUAUUUCAAUAUAUCAAUUCAUGAGCAACUCUUAAGUCAAGGCCUAACGUUUGCCUUUGUUUCUCAAUCCAUAUAUCAGCACCAUGACCAUUCUGGCAAAGGUGACAAUUGUAAUGUGUAGUUGACAAACUACAGUAAGGACACUUAUGAGAAGGAAUACAAAUUUAGACUAAAAUGGCAUAUUUUUGAAUAGUGUAUGUUGGUGCAUGUGCUUUUUUUUCCCUUCUUUGUCUGAAGUAUUUUCUGAUGACCCUAUUCACAUCCCCUGAAUGUGUUGAUAGAUAAUUGCCAAUGUUCUGGGGAACUUUUAAUUCUACAAUGAAUUGUUUUUCCCUGAAAAAGUGUAUUAUAAAGCAAAUUAACUCAGGUCUCCUUAUUAAUAUACAGGUAAAAAGAAUGGUAAUGACUGCAUUCUGGCAUGUAUAAACAUGUUUAUUGAAUUCCUGAUUAAGGAGAAUUAUAUGAGAUGCUAUCACUAUGAUUUCUGUCUUAAUUUAUGUGGUUUUGCUGUUUAUACUACCGGUAAAAAUUCUGCAACAUAUUAGCACAACAGUAGAACAUGUAUGGAUUUGAUUGUAAUUUUUUUUUAUUGUAAGAAUACAUAUUCAAAGUGCAGAAGGGAUCCUAUGCCCUGUGCUUGUUUGAACAAUAAACUGCUUGAAAAUACA